Trachemys scripta elegans is the source of this 3749-nucleotide messenger RNA. It is a transcript of the gene SLC2A2, whose product is annotated as solute carrier family 2 member 2. Gene Ontology annotation, cellular component: membrane; brush border. Lineage: Eukaryota; Metazoa; Chordata; Testudines; Emydidae. Gene Ontology annotation, biological process: monosaccharide transmembrane transport. Gene Ontology annotation, molecular function: hexose transmembrane transporter activity. Bases 991 to 2550 code for a protein of 519 amino acids. The record is from RefSeq and is a predicted model, not a curated record. The transcript is spliced from 11 exons.
AUGGUAUUAAUGAACAAGAAACCAUGAACUGUUGAACUGUUAUUGAAAGGCUGGGUAUAAGAUUUUUUAAAAUGAAGAAUGAUUGUGAAAAUAUUAAGGGUAAUUUAACAUAUUUAUAAUAUGUUAAAAAAAAAGGUUAGUACAUUAUGGUAAAUUAUUAUUUAUUUGCAUAGAUAUGUAUUUGUGAGCAUGUGUACAGAUAAGUAGAUAGAUCUCUUUUGAUGAGGGUGUAUGUAUUAUUAUUUAUUUGUAUUACCAUAGUGCCAAUGUACACACAGAUAUCUUUUAAAGCAAGUUUUAUGCCGAUUAAGAGUUAAUUACUGUGACCUUUCCGUUCAUUUUGUGAGCCAUCUCUUUUUAUUAUAUCUGCUAGAAAGAUUUUCUUUCCGAUCUCCCUAUUGAAAUUCUGUGACAGGCAAAAGGAAGCAUUAUAAUUCAAUACACAAAUCCUGCACUGAAGCCAAGGAAGGUGAUCAUGGCUCUAUCGAUCUUGCUAGAACCGAACAGCAUGUACUGUAGACAUAUACUGAAGCAGUUCAGGCAUCCUAUACUUUUGCUGCUGCACAAUACAACACAAUUUCUCAUUAUUGCAGACUGUCUAUUGUUUUUUACCCUUCAUGAAGCUGGACCGAUAGAAAAUUGAGAAGUCACGACUUCCCAACAUGGCAUUUUAAAUUUCACCAUAUCUUCUGAUCCCUUUCUGUGUUUCCAGAUUGUUGAUUUGUUCUCCAAAUUUCUCUAUCCUUUACUUUUGUUCCAAGCUAAAUGGUGUUGAAGUGCUGCUAAAUUUUGGGUUUUUCAUUAACAUUCAUGUUGAUUAAUCCCAUCUUUCUGACUGCAAGUCAUUUCCCCCAACCCUCCCCUCUGUGUCUCCUUUCAACUGCUCCUCCUCCUCCCACACCUGAGCUAUAAGUACUCUCCCAGUGUCUGGAAGAGUCUCAAGCCUUGGGAAAGGACUGCACCCAGACAAUCCUCUGCGAGACCAACAGAAUGGAGAAGACUAGUAAAAUGCAAGAAGAAAAGCACCUCACAGGAACCUUGGUUCUCUCUGUCUUCACCGCAGUGCUGGGCUUCUUCCAGUAUGGAUACAGCCUUGGUGUCAUCAAUGCUCCUCAAAGGGUAAUAGAGGCCCAUUACAGCCGUGUGCUGGGCAUUGCCCCUAUUGACAGAAGUGCCAUCAAUUUCACAGACACGAAUGGAAGCGUGAUCUUCCCAGAUCUAGAAGAAUUGGAUGUAGGCAAAAGUACACUCACUCUGUACUGGUCCCUGUCUGUGUCCAUUUUUGCCAUUGGUGGAAUGAUUUCCUCUUUCACUGUUGGAUGGGUUGGAGACAAGCUAGGCAGAGUGAAAGCCAUGCUGGCCGUGAAUGUUCUUUCUAUCAUUGGAAAUCUCUUCAUGGGGCUGGCAAAAUUUGGCCCAUCUCACAUCCUUAUUAUAGCUGGGAGAGCAAUCACAGGACUGUACUGUGGGCUAUCGUCAGGACUUGUUCCAAUGUAUGUUGGUGAGAUAUCACCUACAGCCCUUCGAGGAGCCCUGGGAACGUUGCACCAACUUGCUAUAGUCACGGGUAUUCUCAUCAGCCAGGUCCUUGGACUAGACUUUCUGCUCGGCAAUGACGACAUGUGGCCUCUGCUUCUUGGUCUAUCUGGUGCUGCUGCUGUUCUUCAGUUUUUCCUGCUCUUAUUGUGUCCAGAAAGCCCUCGGUAUCUUUACAUUAAACUAGGAAAGGUGGAGGAAGCUAAAAAAAGCUUGAAAAGGCUCAGAGGAGACUGUGACCCCACAAAAGAGAUUGCCGAGAUGGAAAAGGAGAAACAAGAAGCUGACAGUGAAAAGAAAGUCUCCAUCAGGAAGCUUUUCAGCUCUUCCAGUUACAGGCAGCCAGUCAUUGUGGCACUGAUGGUUCAAAUAUCUCAGCAGUUUUCAGGAAUCAAUGCAAUCUUUUACUACUCUACAAACAUUUUUGUAAGAGCGGGAGUUGAUCAACCCGUUUACGCAACCAUUGGUGUUGGUGUCGUGAACACUGUCUUCACCGUUAUCUCUGUCUUCCUUGUGGAGAAAACAGGGAGACGGUCCCUGUUUAUUGCUGGUUUGAUUGGUAUGCUAGCAAGUGCCGUAGCCAUGACAGUUGGACUUGUGCUCCUGAGCACUUUUGCUUGGAUGAGCUACGUGAGCAUGGUCGCAAUUUUUCUCUUUGUAAUUUUCUUUGAAGUCGGGCCUGGACCAAUCCCCUGGUUUAUUGUUGCUGAACUGUUCAGUCAAGGGCCCCGCCCUGCCGCCAUAGCCAUAGCUGGAUUCUGCAACUGGACCUGCAACUUCAUCAUUGGAAUGUGUUUCCAGUAUAUUGCAGAUCUGUGUGGCCCUUAUGUGUUCAUGAUCUUCGCCGUUCUGCUCUUAAGCUUCGUUUUAUUUGCAUACUUUAAAGUACCAGAAACAAAAGGAAAGUCUUUUGAAGAGAUUUCAGCUGAGUUCCGCCGCAAGAGGCGCUCAGCCGUAAAAGGACCCAAAGCUGCUACUGAACUGGAGGAUUUGCGAGGCAGCGAGGAGGCAUAAAAACCUGCAAAAUGUGUACCAGGAGGAGAUUAAAGAACAUAUAUUUUUUAAUGCAUCUGAAAAAGCCUUAGACAAAACACCACAGCUCAAAAACCAGUAUCAUGUUUCUGACUGAUAUGCCUGGUAGUGUAUGUAUCCUACUGCCCCUGGCCCUGAGACUAACCUGACGUUAUGUUCUAAGGGCUCAGUAUAUCUUGGUGUUGUCCUAAAAAGACACGGGACAGAAUGGAAGGAAUAGAUACAGAUAAGCUUCCAUGGUGGACUGAAUUGAUUCAGAACAGUAACAGUCUUCAUUCACUGGAGACCGGUAUAGAUUGACCAAGAGGAGAAGGGGCAAAAGAAAGAAAAGAGAUGCUGUGUGAUCAUUUAGUCUUAUGGAUGGUUUCACCCUGGGAAAACCAAAUGCUACUGUAGUUGUCAUAUUAGUAUAAAGACAUAACUAGCUGAAGGGGAUAAAUAUAAAAGAGUGAGUGAAUUUGCCACCUGAUCCUAGAGUGGUGUAGCAGAAUUUCCAUUACAAUUUGUUAGUAUUAAACCCAGCAUGUUUUAUUUAAUAUUUAAUUUAGAGAAUUUUUUCACUUCAAGGUCCCAGAAACAGAGACAAGGUUUUCAUCUCAAGGCCAAAAGACCAAAAACAUCAAGACACUUGAUCACGCCCUUGGAUAGACCAAGAGACUACUAACACUUGACUAGAGCUCAGAAAGCCACACAUACUGGCUGGUCCCAUAAGGAUUUUUCAAACCAGUAACACGCUUGAGGAAAGUCUUAUAAAUGCUGGCCAUGUUAUUGAUGUUUUGGGAAAAAAUAUUUAAUUUCUCUUUCCAUUGUGAUCCUUUGCUUUAUCAUAUUUACUGCUACAGCCUGAAAGGUGGUACUAUAGUCUAGGGGAGAGGGCACUGAAUUAGGAGUCAGAAGAACUGGAUUCUAUGCCCAGCUCUGGCACAGCCCCUCUGUGAGACCCUAGGUAAGUCUUUCCACGUCUCUGCUGCUGUUUACCCUCCCAACCUGUCUGUCUAAGACUAUACAUUCUUUGGGGCAGGGACUGUUUCUUACUAUGUGUUUGCACAGCGCCUAGCACAGUGGGGUUGUGAGCUCCAUUGGACCUUAAAACACUACUGUAAACCAAACAACAAAUAACAACCACCAGGGGCCAGAUUAAAUUGGCCUAGCACCAUUAACUUAAAAUGGCUUCCUGUUGA